Molecule: messenger RNA, 3749 nt
Organism: Plectropomus leopardus (leopard coralgrouper)
Lineage: Eukaryota; Metazoa; Chordata; Actinopteri; Perciformes; Serranidae
Source: RefSeq, a predicted model, not a curated record
GCUCAGCUACUGGGCACACUGAGCACAUCGAUUGGCCAUGAGUUUGUUGCACGUCUAACUUCGGCAGAGUAUCUUGCUUUGCAUUUGCAGAGAAAGACAGACCAUGUAAAAAUAAUGUUUAGUAACCAGGGCAUUCAACCUGUAACGGUUGUUUUGGGCAACACAAAAAACUGCUUUGUGAAUCUCUCCCCGACGUUGAUAUCGCAUCUUUCUCUGAGCGAGAACCAGGCUUUGGAGUUGUCCUGGGGCCAUGGAUCUCCAGUGUUCCUCAGCUGGACUCCGAACAGAACCUCCUCCACCUCGGACAGCCAUAAAGUUGAGCUGAGUCGACAGCUAGGAGAGAAGCUGGGCCUGAAAGAUGGAGAGCAGGGCUUCUUGAGAAGAUGUCACCAAGUGUCAUCAGUACAUCAAGUGUUUGUGGAGCCUCUGUCAUCUGAUGACUGGGAGAUCCUGGAGCUCCACAGUGCAGUGCUGGAGCAGCGGCUGCUGGAUCAGAUCAGAGUUGUUUUCCAAGAUGCCGUGUUUCCUGUGUGGGUGGACAGCCACACAGUCAUCUACAUCCAAAUAGCAUCGCUUUCACCAUCUGUGCCCUAUGGUCGCUUGGAGCAGUUCACAGAACUAGUUGUCUCUCCUAAGAGCCGUGCUGGAAUUGGCAACCUCAGUGCAUCCCCAGUGAGAAACGACAAGGAGCAGCAUUUUCGCAGGCAGCAAAAUAUGGAUCUUUCCUCCCCGUCAGGACCGUCAUUAGCAAGCACCUCCCCUGUCCCCCAAAAUCACCAGUGGGGUGGCAUAGCUGACCUGAAAAGCCUGCUACGCUAUAUGAUAAAGGGUACUUAUGACCCGGUUAAAGAGCUCCCACCUGUACCUGAGGUCCCUGCCCUCUUGACUGACUCUGUAUACAGAGUGUGCAGGGCACCUCCAGAUUCUCUUUGCACUAUUAGCCACAUCGCAACUGCCGUUGUUCAUGUAUUUCCCUGGAGCCACGGGUUGAAUGCUGCACCGACUCGAGGUCAGUUGCCAGGGACUUAUGGCCUGCUCUCUAAAGUUCUCUCCCCUAAAGAGGCAAGGGACAGAGCCAAGCAGGCCAUGGAGAAAAAGAAGAACGCGAGAGAUAGUAAAGAAGCGGGAGGAGAGGAGGUAAAAGAAGAGAAAGCUGUGGUGGUCAGGGUGGUGUGCCAUGGUACUGAGGAGCUGGCAUACAAGGAAAGAAGUCACAGCAAGGGAGAGAUCCAUAGUGGAAGAGUGUGGAUCCCACAGCCCCUGGCCAUCAGGCUGAAUAUCAUCCCACAUUCAACAGUUAGAAUUAAGCCAGUUAAAUCACCGAUCAAAGUAGCCUCCUCUAUUCGCCUACAGCCCCUAAUACCACUGCCCGAUGAGGACGAUGAGGAGAUCCAGACAGCUUUCCUUGGUUGGCUGCACACUCAGAGUCAUGAACCUCUAGCCUGCCUGACUGCACGAUCUGCCACCAUCCUCUUACAUGGAACCGACUCAAAGUUAGAAUUUGCUUUAACUGUACUGAAACCGGAGUCAGAGAGCGACCCUCCAGACCAGCUGUUUUCACUCGCACCCGCUGUUCUCCAGAAGGAAAACAUACAGGUAGCCAGAGAACCAGUGACACUGCCAGCUUUGAAAUCUAUAGCUGAAACGCCAGAGCUUCCUUCCGUCGAUGCUCUUGGUGGGAUUGAUGAGCUUAGUAGGACUGGAUUUGACUUCAUCUCCCACAGCCUUCUGGGUAGUCCCCUCUCAAGGGAGCUUGGUACCGCUGGACAGGGACUCCAAGGAGGAGCUUUACUCAUCACUGGUGCUAAGGGAAGUGGAAAGAGUGCUCUAUCCCGAGCCCUCUGUGGGAAAGCUCGAGAAAAUCUGGAUGCACACGUGGAGCUGGUGGACUGCAAAAAGCUGCAAGGCAAAAGGGCAGAAACAGUGAGACAGACGCUGCAAGAUGUUUUUGAGCAGGCAGAGUGGAGCCAGCCUUCAGUUGUUCUCCUGGAUGACCUGGACCACAUAGCCGGGGCACCGACCUCACCAGAACAUGAGCACGGUCCUGAGGCGCUGCUGCGACAGCAUAUUGCACAGAGUCUGAUGGAUGUGGUGGAUGAGUUGGUGGUUUACUCCAGGCUAGUGUGUCUCAUCAUCACCAGCCAGAGUGAGCAUUCCCUCCACCCCUCCCUGACCGAGGUGCAGGGGUCCCACUUCAUCCAGGGCUUUGUACACAUCCAGCCACCAAACCAGGCUCAAAGAGCAGAAAUCCUGCGCCAUCUGAUACUCAGAAAAAGCAGCCUAUCUGAGGAGACCUUACAGACUCUAGACCUGGUAGCUGUUGCCAAGGAGACAGAGGGAUACACACCACGGGACCUUGUUCUACUGUUGGAGCGGGCUGUCCAUGCCAACACUGUUCAAAGAGGACACGGUGACCAGGGUGUGAGUCUGUCAUGGAGGGACUUUGUGCAGGCUCUCAAGGGAUUCACGCCUCCCUCGCUGUGGGGUGUAGACCUCCACACCCCAAGUGAAGUGGGGCUGGAAAGGGUGGGGGGUCUAAAGGAGGUGCGACAGCAGCUGAUGGACACCAUACUGCUCCCCGCUAAGUAUCCCGUCCUGUUCUCCAAUCUUCCUAUCCGCCAUCGCUCAGGAAUAUUGCUGUAUGGAGCUCCUGGUACAGGGAAAACCCUGCUGGCCAGGGCCGUGGCCAAAGACAGCGGUAUGAACUUCAUCAGCAUCAAGGGACCUGAACUUCUGAGUAAGUACAUUGGAGCCAGUGAGCAGGGAGUCCGUGAUGUCUUCCAGAGGGCGCAAGCUGCUAAGCCAUGCAUUCUGUUCUUCGAUGAGUUUGACUCGCUAGCCCCCAGGAGGGGCCACGACAGCACGGGUGUAACAGACCGUGUGGUCAACCAGCUCCUCACCCAGCUGGAUGGGGUGGAGGGACUGCAGGGAGUAUAUGUGCUUGCAGCCACCAGCCGUCCAGAUCUGAUUGACCCGGCCCUGCUGAGACCUGGACGCCUGGACAAGUCUCUCUACUGCCCUCCUCCUGACCUGGAGGCUCGUGUGGAGAUCCUGAAGGCUCUGAGCAUUGGUGCUGCCCUGGCCGCUGACGUCGACCUGGAGCAGCUGGCAGCAGCAACGGAGCAUUUCACCGGGGCAGACCUGAAGGCCCUGCUUUACAACGCCCAGCUGGAGGCUGUCCACAACGGCCUGGGCUCCAGCACACCACAUGAUUUGACUUGCGGCUCAGACAGCGACAUGAGCCUGUCCUCCAUGAUCUUUCCUACCAACAGCAGUGGCUCAGAUGAUUCAGUGGGGGAUGGGUACCAGGGAGUGGGACUGGACCAGUCCAUGGUACUCCUGGAGCCUUGUGAGCUUCAAGCAGACGACGCACAGCAUCGUGGCAAUGUCUGGAGAAUCUACUUUGGAAGUUCCUACGAGUCAGAGCUGGGGAAUUCACCUAUUUCAGGACUGAACUCCCAGUGCGUGUCUGGACCAAACUCCAUGACCUAUGAAUUCACAAAGGCAUCUGGUCGGAAACCUGGUGUCUCUGUCCCCCCUGCCUACAUGUCCUCCCUCCGGAGCGGAUACGAAGAGCUUGGCCCGGAGAAGCUGGAGCGACUACAACAGGACAUUAAUAAUAUCAAGAACAACUACAGGAGAGCCAAUGUAAGUAAAAACAAUGGACAUGAAAAUAUCCAAAUGAUGUUGCAUGCUGUUUGAUUUGCUUCUAUUCUCUGGGUGUCUGCAGGGUCUUAAAAAGUCUUAAA